This is a messenger RNA of Tripterygium wilfordii, 901 nucleotides long. RefSeq lists its product as uncharacterized. Lineage: Eukaryota; Viridiplantae; Streptophyta; Magnoliopsida; Celastrales; Celastraceae. The record is from RefSeq and is a predicted model, not a curated record. The transcript has 9 exons. The coding region runs from base 19 to 873 and encodes 284 amino acids.
UCCGUAAUUUCAAUUUCCAUGCUGAAUCUUCUGCGAGAAGAAGAAAGCGCGAAAAUUCGAAACACGAAGGAAGCUCAGAGAGCCAUGGCAGGAGCUGAUUCACAGAAGCAACUCUUUACUCUGAUUCGCGACUUUGCCUCGGAGAAAUCACAAGGAGAGAGAAGAGUGGUUGGCCUCAAGAAGCGAAUUGAAGAGCUGCGAUCGGAGCUUGAUGCCGGCAAUCUGGAGCUAGAAGGCGCCAAGAGACACAAGGAAACCACAGAGCAAGAGCUCAGAGGCUAUGAAGUCCAGUUGGCUUUGAGCGAGGCUUCGAUUCAAGCACUAGAGGCAAGGAUUUCUCAGAUUCAGAAUGAAAUAGCCAUUGUUGGAUCUGAAGUGGAGGCUGUCAAGAAUGAAGACGGAGCUAAGCGAGACGAGUUCAUUAGACUAAUGUUUGAGGUGAAUGCUAAGAUAAGGAAAUUCCAAGAGUCUAUUGCUCAAGAAUUUCAGCUGCAGAAUGACAUUGGAACUGUAGAAGAAGUUCAAAAUUGCACAACAGAUAGACCCAUUGAAGUUCCUUUGAUGGCGCUUGAGAAUAUGAUUGCCGAUAUAAUUUCUGAAACAAAUAAGGAGAAAGAAGAAUACCUACAAGAACAGAAGGUUCAAAAGCAGGCCCAGCUGGAGCUGUGUGAUCUUGAAAGGAAGAUAUCUAUGAUUGAGGAGAUAGUGAAAGAAACAAAAGCAUUGCAGGAUUUAACAAGGCAGACUUCUGAAUUGGAACAGACUUGUGCUUUACUGGGUGAGGAGUUGCAGAAGAGAUGCAUUUGUCCCCAUUGUCAUUUAGACAAUGUGGAGAAUCUGAGUGGAAUUCCUCAGACAAAUGAGGUGAACUGAGAUUUUGUAAGUAUACUUCCUAUAUUUG